Messenger RNA from Pseudoliparis swirei, 2165 nucleotides. Its product is annotated as ADP-ribosylation factor-like protein 8A. The transcript is spliced from 7 exons. The record is from RefSeq and is a predicted model, not a curated record. The coding region runs from base 219 to 782 and encodes 187 amino acids. Gene Ontology annotation, biological process: protein transport; anterograde axonal transport. NCBI's taxonomy places the organism in Eukaryota, Metazoa, Chordata, Actinopteri, Perciformes, Liparidae. Gene Ontology annotation, molecular function: GTPase activity; GTP binding. Gene Ontology annotation, cellular component: lysosomal membrane.
UUGACGGCUCCGGGAAGGAAAAGGCGCAGCUAGUAAACAGAAACCUUCCUCAUCGCGGCCUCUAAGCACCGACCUACCGAAUCCCGUCCGCCCGGUCCCGGUUCCUUGUAACCGCUGAGCCGUGUAACCGUUACGUGUGUACCAUCGCGUGACCCCCCGGGCCCCCCCCCAUCCCUACACACACAUAAAGAACCCAGAAGGCCUCUCGGAACCGGAAGAUGAUCGCGCUCAUCAACAAGCUGCUGGACUGGUUCAAGGCGCUGUUCUGGAAGGAGGAGAUGGAGCUGACCCUGGUGGGGCUGCAGUACUCCGGCAAGACCACCUUCGUGAACGUCAUCGCGUCCGGUCAGUUCAGCGAAGACAUGAUUCCCACCGUUGGAUUCAACAUGAGGAAAAUCACCAAGGGCAACGUCACCAUCAAGCUGUGGGACAUCGGCGGUCAGCCUCGGUUCCGGAGCAUGUGGGAACGCUACUGCAGAGGAGUCAGCGCCAUCGUCUACAUGGUGGACGCAGCCGACCCAGAGAAGAUCGAAGCCUCCAAGAACGAGCUCCACAACCUGCUGGACAAACCGCAGCUGCAGGGAAUUCCUGUCCUGGUCCUGGGCAACAAGAGGGACCUCCCAGGGGCCCUGGACGAGAAGGAGCUCAUAGAGAGGAUGAACCUGUCGGCCAUCCAGGACCGAGAGAUCUGCUGCUACUCCAUCUCCUGUAAGGAGAAGGACAACAUCGACAUCACUCUUCAGUGGUUGAUCCAACACUCCCGGACUAAAAGGAGUUCCUGAGAACAGGCCACGCCCCUCCCCCAACAGAACAGGCCACGCCCACCUGUCCAACACACACUCUCUUGAUCAAACCCCUCCCCCGCUCUUCCCAAAACGUUUCCCUGUCUCCUCCUUCCUGCUUCCUCCCCUUGAGAUGCACUGAUGCCCCGUUUCUCAUGAAAUAUAAAUAAUCGAAGCAGGUCCAAUGAGUCACAAAAGGAUCCACUUCCUGUUUCCUCGCUUUUUAUGGGAUCAGCUGCCGAUAGUCAGGAACGUCCUGUUGACGAUAAUCGUCAUGAACGAGUGAUUAACAGCUGAUUAGAAGUAUUAAUGAAAUGGAGGUAACUGGACUUCAUCUCCUGACUCGAUGAUGUCACCAAAAGCUGACGUGUUUCACACGACAGAAGUCUUCAUUUCUACAAUAAAAACAUUAUUUAUAUAUAUAUAUAUUUCUCCCCAUGAGAAUAAAAAAACACCAGUUGACACUAAACGUCUCUUUUUAUUUAGUAAUUUAACAGAAAGGCGUCAUCAGAGCUUCACACCCUCAACCGUCUGUUUGCUAAACUUUUACUCACUGAAGGAGCUUCGAGCCCGUUUUGUGGAUUUCCCAUGAUCCUCUCCUCCUGAUCCCCACCUUCAUCACCUCGCAGGUCUGCCUUCAUCGUUCCCUCUCCUUAGAUUGCUUUCCCUUUCUACCUCCAUAUGCUUCAUCCAUCCGCCUUUAUAUAAUCCUGAGAAGCUCCGCCUCCUCCUCUUCCUCCCUCGUCCUCCUCUGUGUUCCCUCUGUCCUUCCUCUUUUAUUUUUGGACGUUACCUUCUUUCACUUUCCCUCGUUGGCAAGCCCCGCCGCCAAGCCUCGCCCCUCGCCCUGGAAAGCGAGGGAUUUAAAAUUUAAAAAAAUGUUAUUGCACUGUUUUGAUUUUAGUUUUUGUAAGAUAUUAAUAAUGAGAAUACUGUUAAUAAUCUUGUUAUUGUGACAUAACCUGGUCUGUCCAGAUGGAAUGAAGUUGGUACUCUGAACUGGGGAAAUGUUGUUUCUGUUCAUAUCUCUGUAAUAAGCUUUUUAUUCUUAUUUGUUUUAUAUUGUUUUUUAUUAUUAUUAUUAUUGUCAUGUCUCUGGAUGUAAGCAGCUGAUUGGACGUCGGGGCGUCACGUGAUCACGCGCCACGUCCGGUAGAAAACGCAGCCAUGUGAUUAAUUAUGCGUUGAAACUCCCGCAUAUUCAAUGUUUAUUUUAAAGUCCAUCGAUUUUAUCUAUUUAGUUUUUCUCUGGACGGAUGUUCACGAUUUGUGACGGCGCGAAUAUUAAUCGUGUUUAUGAACUAAUUUAAUAAUGUUUCGGUCUCAACAAAAGAUAUUCGUCUGCAGAAAAAUAUUGAAAAUAAAUUAAAAAUGAAAAACGCA